GCCCUGAGAUGGCGGCGGUGGCGGCGGGCGCGUCGGGCUCAGCGGCCGGCGCGGCCCCUCAGCAGCAACCGCCGCCUCAGCAGCAGUCGCAGCCGACAGCGGGCGGCGCGGCGGGUGCCGGGGAAGCGGGCGGUGGAGGCGGCGGGGGAGCGGGUGGAGGAGGUGGCGGUGGCGGCGGCGCUGGGCCCGCACCGGGGUCGGGGUCGGGCGGCGGCGCGGCCGGGGGGGAGUCGUGGUACCUGGCGCUGCUGGGCCUGGCCGAGCACUUCCGUACGUCCAGCCCGCCCAAGGUGCGGCUCUGCGUGCACUGCCUGCAGGCCGUGCUGCCCCGCAAGCCCCCGGCCCGCAUGGAGGCCCGCACCCACCUCCAGCUCGGCUCCGUCCUCUACCACCACACCCGCAACGGCGACCAGGCCCGAGGGCACCUGGAGAAGGCGUGGUUGAUAUCCCAGCAAAUUCCCCAGUUUGAAGAUGUUAAGUUUGAGGCUGCCAGCCUUCUGUCCGAGCUGUAUUGUCAGGAGAAUUCAGUGGAUACAGCAAAACCUCUGUUACGUAAAGCCAUCCAGAUCUCCCAGCAGACUCCCUACUGGCACUGUCGAUUGCUUUUUCAACUUGCACAACUACAUACACUUGAAAAAGAUUUAGUAUCUGCAUGUGACCUUCUCGGAGUUGGAGCAGAAUACGCUCGGGUGGUAGGGUCAGAGUACACCAGAGCGCUGUUUCUGCUAAGCAAGGGGAUGCUCCUUCUCAUGGAACGGAAGCUGCAGGAGGUGCACCCUCUCCUUACUCUCUGCGGGCAGAUAGUGGAGAACUGGCAAGGAAACCCCAUCCAGAAGGAGUCGUUGCGCGUGUUCUUCCUGGUCCUGCAGGUCACACAUUACCUGGAUGCGGGGCAGGUGAAGAGCGUGAAGCCGUGCCUGAAGCAGCUCCAGCAGUGCAUCCAGACCAUCUCCACCCUGCACGACGACGAAAUCCUGCCCAGCAACCCCGCCGACCUCUUCCACUGGCUGCCCAAGGAGCACAUGUGUGUCCUCGUCUACUUGGUGACGGUGAUGCAUUCCAUGCAGGCGGGAUACCUGGAGAAGGCUCAGAAGUACACAGACAAAGCCCUCAUGCAGCUGGAGAAGCUAAAAAUGCUGGACUGCAGUCCCAUCCUGUCGUCUUUCCAAGUGAUUUUGUUGGAACACAUCAUCAUGUGCCGGCUCGUCACGGGACACAAAGCCACAGCGUUGCAGGAGAUUUCACAAGUCUGUCAGCUCUGCCAGCAGUCCCCCAGGCUCUUCUCCAACCACGCUGCGCAGCUGCACACACUAUUAGGGCUCUACUGCAUUUCUGUUAAUUGCAUGGACAACGCAGAAGCACAAUUUACUACAGCACUGAGGCUCACUACACAUCAGGAGCUGUGGGCAUUUAUCGUGACAAACCUGGCCAGCGUGUACAUCAGGGAAGGCAACCGGCAUCAAGAGCUUUACAGCUUAUUGGAAAGGAUAAAUCCGGACCAUAAUUUCCCUGUGAGCUCCCACUGCCUUCGAGCGGCCGCUUUCUACAUCCGAGGCCUGUUCUCCUUCUUUCAAGGAAGAUACAACGAGGCCAAGCGAUUUCUGCGAGAGACGCUGAAAAUGUCCAAUGCUGAAGACUUGAACCGGUUGACGGCGUGUUCCCUCGUGCUCCUGGGUCACAUAUUCUACGUGUUGGGGAACCACAGGGAAAGUAAUAACAUGGUGGUACCGGCCAUGCAGCUCGCGAGCAAGAUCCCAGACAUGUCUGUGCAGCUCUGGUCCUCGGCUCUGCUGAGAGACCUGAACAAAGCCUGCGGGAACGCCAUGGACGCGCACGAGGCGGCGCAGAUGCAUCAGAACUUCUCCCAGCAGCUCCUGCAGGACCACAUCGAGGCGUGCAGCCUGCCAGAACACAACCUCAUCACGUGGACAGAUGGACCACCUCCUGUACAGUUCCAGGCACAGAACGGACCCACCACCAGCCUGGCCAGUCUCCUGUGAAACAGAAUUAACUAUCAGGACAGUGUGUUUAAAAAAAGAAAGAAAGAGGAAAAAAAAAAAAAAAAAGAGAAA
Molecule: messenger RNA, 2072 nt
Organism: Calidris pugnax (ruff)
Lineage: Eukaryota; Metazoa; Chordata; Aves; Charadriiformes; Scolopacidae
Gene: MAU2
Product: MAU2, sister chromatid cohesion factor
Exons: 19
Coding region: 9-2000 (663 amino acids)
Biological process (GO): maintenance of mitotic sister chromatid cohesion; mitotic sister chromatid cohesion
Cellular component (GO): chromatin; SMC loading complex
Molecular function (GO): protein binding; double-stranded DNA binding
Source: RefSeq, a predicted model, not a curated record